Messenger RNA from Colias croceus (clouded yellow), 1080 nucleotides. Its product is annotated as sodium/potassium-transporting ATPase subunit beta-2-like. Gene Ontology annotation, cellular component: sodium:potassium-exchanging ATPase complex. The transcript has 7 exons. NCBI's taxonomy places the organism in Eukaryota, Metazoa, Arthropoda, Insecta, Lepidoptera, Pieridae. Gene Ontology annotation, molecular function: ATPase activator activity. Gene Ontology annotation, biological process: intracellular sodium ion homeostasis; potassium ion import across plasma membrane; sodium ion export across plasma membrane. Bases 40 to 987 code for a protein of 315 amino acids. The record is from RefSeq and is a predicted model, not a curated record.
CCCACAUCUCGUUCAGUCCACCACAGGACGGGCAACAGCAUGGGUGUGGAGCCGAACGGAGUUCCCAACUACUGCAGACGACCUCCUCAGAGACCCUUCCUCCAGAGGAUACAGUAUGCCAUUUGGGAUCCGGAGGAGAGAAAGUUCCUGGGCAGGACGCCGAAGCGGUGGGGUGUAAUAGGCCUCAUCUACCUCGUGAUGUACAUCUGCAUUGUGAUCUUUUUCUCCAUCUGUAUGUGCGGCCUGCUGGCUUCCGUGGAUGAACAUGUACCGUACUUCACACUGGCUGAGUCUAUUAUUGGAAACAACCCAGGUAUGGGCCAUCGACCAAUAAUCUUCGAAGAGGGCGCUCUCAUUUGGUACAAGUUGGACAAUAAGACAACUUACAAAAAGUAUACAGAUAAUAUAGAGGAGUUCUUGGCACCGUACAAGAACAAAUCUCUUCUCGUCAAUCAAGGACUGAACCAACGGGACUGCCAAGACAAGAAGCCGCCUCCCGGCGAUGUCUGUUCUUUCAACGUAUCACAGUUUGGUCCUUGUUCUUCUGAAAACGACUAUGGAUAUGGGGAGGGAAAGCCCUGUCUUAUAAUAAAGCUUAAUAAGAUCUACGACUGGAACCCAGUAUUCUACGACGACCCCGGCGACCUGCCCCCCGACAUGCCGCCUGACAUUGUGAACUAUAUCAACAAAACAACUACACCACAAGAGCGCCGCAAAGUAUGGUUGUCCUGUAUGGGCGAACGGCCAGCGGACGUGGAAGCCCUAGGCCCCUUGCAGUACUGGCCCCAUCCAGGGCUCUCUGAGGUCUACUUCCCUUAUAACAACACUCCAGGGUAUCUGAGCCCUUUGGUCGCGGUGCAGUUGAUGAAUCCUUUACGUAACGUAAUAAUAAACAUCCGCUGUCGAGCGUGGGCGAAGAACAUAGAAUACACCCCGAGCCUGAAGGAGCGACUCGGUUCAACUCAUCUCGAGAUUAUGAUAGAUUGAGCACAUACAGUGACAUAUCCACGAAAACGCAUUUAAUUACUAGAUAUUAGCAUAUAUUGUAGGUUUUAAUGUUGCUGAACGUGUUAGGUGUUA